UGAAGCAGCGGGCUUGGUCAGGUGUUCCGAGAACCAAGAACGGGCGUGAACUUUUCCCUUGGAACAUUGAUCGUAUUUCAUUUGACAGUCAAACACAAAUCGAUAGCGACCAUGCUUAGACGGAUACUUCAAAUGACUCCUGGGAAAGGAGGCUCCCAGAACACUGAGUCAGACCAGCCCAGUGCAGAACUCAACAAUGACCAGACCUCCGAGGGGUUCAUCUGUCCCCAGUGCAUGAAGUCCCACAACUCCGCAGAGGAGCUGUUUAAGCACUAUGAACUGUACCACGGUUCAGGAGACCAGCCCUCCCACAUGGGCCCUGGCCGGGAAGACUUUAUGCUUCUCCGGCAAGAGUUGCAAGAACUGCAGACCUCGCUCAAGGAGGAGCGAUGGUUCUCUGGCGAGCUGAAGAAGGAGCUGGACAAAGUGCAAGGACACCUGAAGCAAGGUCCACAGAACGACGGCCAGGCAGGCUCAGAAGAUUCUGCCCUGGCGAUUAAGCUGAACCAGGCAGAGACGGAGAAGUUUAACAUCAAGCAGAUGAAAGACCUGUUUGAGCAGAAGGCUGCCCAGCUGGCCACAGAGAUAGUGGACAUCAAGUCUCGUUAUGAUGAGGAGAAGAGCCUGAGGGAGGCUGCAGACCAGAGGCUGUCCAACCUGUGCCAGGAGCUGCAGAGCGAGAGGCAGGACAAGGAACGGCUCAACACAGAACUGCUGCAGCGGCCGGGAGUGGAGGACGUGGAGGUACUGCAGAAGGAGCUGAUCCAGGUGCAGACGUUGAUGGACAGUAUGACACGCGAGAGGGAGGAGGAGUCGGUACGCCUCAAGAGCCAAUACGAGCAGCUGCAGGCUGACCACACCACCUCAGAGAUGACCAUCUCCCAGCUGAAGGCAGAGCUAGAGAAGGGACCUCAGGAGGCAGCAGUGUACACCCAGCAGAUCCACCAACUACAGAGCUCUCUGAUCAACCUGCAGCAACAGAGCCAGAGGCUUUCAGAGAAGCUUGGGCGCAGGGAGAAGGAGUUCCAGGAGCUGGAGGACUGCCUGGGGGCUGAGCAGGCCUCCAACAAGACAGCCCAGGCUAGCCUGCACCAGACGGAGCUGGAGGUGCAAGAGCUCCAGGCCCGGGCAGCAGGGGCUGAAGCCAGCCUGCAGAGAGCCCAAGCAGAGCUGGGGGAGAAGGGGGAGGAGGCAGGGAGGCUCCGGAGGGAGGUGGCUGAGCUGGAGGCCAAGCAUGGUGAGGUGAAGGUGGAGAGGAAGCAGCUACAGCAGCAGAGGGAGGAGAGGGAGAGCCAGGGCCUGGCGCAGCAGAGUGAGAUCAGCCAGCUACAUGCUAAGCUCCUGGAGGCGGAGCGUCAGCUGGGGGAGGUGCAGGGCCGUCUGAAGGAGCAGAGGCAGCUCUCUGGGGAGAAACUGAAGGACCGCGAGCAGCAAGCCGCCGACCUGCAGAUCAAACUGUCCCGCUCAGAGGAACAGUUGAAGGAGAACAGCAGUAAGACGUUGGACCUGCAGCACCAGCUGGAGAAAGCUAAGCAGCAACACCAGGAGCUCCAGGGCCUGCAGCAGAACACCAACACCAAGCUCAGAGAGGCACAGAAUGACCUGGAGCAGGUGCUGCGUCAGAUCGGUGACAAGGACCAGAAGAUCCAGAACCUGGAGGCCCUGCUGCAGAAGACCAAGGACAGCGUGAGCCAGCUGGAGGCCGAGAGGGAGGACCUGGUAGCCAAGAUCCAGGCUGGGGAGGGAGAGACGGCCGUGCUCAACCAGCUGCAGGAGAAGAACCACACGCUACAGACGCAGGUCACACACUUGACAGACAAGCUGAAGAACCAAUCGGAGAGCCACAAGCAGGCUCAGGACAACCUCCACAAGCAGGUGCAGGAGCAGAAGAGCCUCCUCCGGGCAGCCCAGGACCGAGCCCAGGCUAUGGAGACCUCUCUAGGGGAACUGAACGCCCAGCUGACAGAGAGCAGGGAGAAGGUGGCCCAACUGGACACGCAGUUGAAGUCUAAGACGGAGAUGCUGCUGUCGGCCGAGGCAGCCAAGGCAGCCCAGAGAGUAGACCUGGAGAACCACCUGGAGACAGCCCAGCAUGCACUGCAGGACAAGCAGCAGGAGCUGAGUAAGAGCCAGGCGUGUGUAGAGGAGCAGGGCCGGAGGCUGCAGGAGAGACGGGAGCAGUGUGGCCAGCUGGAGGCCAGUUUGAAGGAGGUCAAAGACAAACUACUGACCUCAGAACAGUGCAUAGAGCAGCUGGAAGGACGGGCCAAGAAAGCGGAGGCGGAGGGGGUGGAGCUGAGGGCGGCCAGGGAGCAGGCCCAGCAGGAAGUGCAGAAGCUCCAGAAGCAGGGGUCAGAGGUCAAGGGAAAGCUGAAGGAGCUGGGUCGCCUAUUAGAGACUGAGAAGGCCGGGGCUGCUGUGUUACAGGAGGAGCUGAAGAGAAAGACAGCCUCCCUGAGCGACACGCGGCAGCAGCUGGAGCGCUGUGAGCAGGAGAAGACUUCCCUCCAGGCCAACCUGGACAAGCUAGCCCAGGAGGGGCAGGCGCGGCAGGCAGAGCUGGACAGGAAAGCCCAGGGCUUGGCCAGAGACCUCCAGAAGGCCCAGCAGGAGAAGGAGGCCCAGGGGAAAGAGAUGGCAGCGGCCAACGACAUCCUGGCUAAAGCCUCCAAGGCCCUGAAGGAGAGCCAGAGCCAACUGGACAAGGAGAGGAAGAGCAGCAAGAUAGUUAUGGAGGAGAAGGAGAAGUCCCAUGAGAUGGCCAGACAGGAGCUGCUGAAGGCCACAGAGGCCACCACCAAGGAGAUGGCAGAGGUCAAAGGGCAGCUGGAGAAGAUCCGAGAGGCAGAGAAAGGUUUGAAGAUGAAGCUGACUGUAUUAACAGAGCAGCACACUGAGACCCAGGAUGCCCUGAAAGAGAAAGAGAAGGGGGUGAAGCAGCUGCAGGCACAGCUGAGGACAGCCCAGGGGUCCUUCAACCAGGAAAAUAAGAAACUGGAGAGCCAAGUCAUCGAGCUGCAAGGACUACAUGCCAAGAAGGCUGAGGAGGAGGGUCGUCUGAAGGAGCAGGUGGCAGGCCUGGGCCAGGAGCUGACUUCUGAGAGGACCAGGACCACUGAGCUGCAGAAGGCCCUAGAGCAGAGUCAGGAGGGACUGGCCAAGCUGCAGUCUGACUACUACGGCAAGGAGUCAGAGGUGUCAUCUCUCAGACAGGACCUCGAGGCAUCUGAGGAGAGGCUGACUCUGUCCCAGGAGGAGUUGGCUGCUAACCGGACCCAGCUGACUGGUCUGGAGGGGCAGAUCCAGGAAGUGGAGGCUGCCCGGGCCUCCCUGGAGCAGGAGCUUGCUAAACGGGACCAGAGGCUGGGCCAGCAGGAGACAUCCCUCAAAGAGCUGCAGAAACAUCAGGGUGUGACCCAAGAGGAGCUGCAGAAGGAGAGGAGCAGAGCAAAGGAGCUGAGCCAGACUAAGGCUGCCCUGGAGAAGGACACGACCAAACUGGGCUCUGAGCUGAAGGCACUCAGGGAGAGGAGUGAGAAGGAGUUGAGGGAGCUGCGGGAGGCCAAGCAGCUGUUGAUCCAGCAGAAGCUGGAGGUGCAGGGCCGUGUGGAGGAGGUGCAGGCAGCCCUGGAGCAGGAGAAGACCCAGCACCAGGCCACCAGGGACAGUGUUACCCAGAGAGAGGAGAAGUCUCGGGUGGAGACCCAGGAGGUCCAGGCCCAGCUAGCGUCAGAACGUAAAGCCCGGGAGGAGCAGGCGAAGCGGGGAGAGGAGGCGGAGGCGCGGCUGGGCCUGCAGGUGACUGCGCUCAACGAGAACGUGGCCACGCUAAAGAGGGAAUGGCAGGGCAGCCAGCGGCGCUGUGGCGAACUGGAGAAGCAGACUGAUGAACUGCGGGGCGAGAUCGCUGUGCUAGAGGCCACCGUGCAGAACAACCAGGACGAGAGACGCGCGCUGCUGGAGAGGUGUGUGAAGGGUGAGGGGGAGAUGGAGAAACUGCAGUCCAAGGUGGUGGAGAUGCGCAGGAAACUGGAUGAUACAACCGCUGCCAUGCAGGAGCUGGGCAGAGAAAACCAGUCACUACAGAUAAAGCAGUCACAGUCUCUGACCAGGAAGUGGGCGGAGGACCACGAGGUACAGAACUGCAUGGCCUGUGAGAAGGGCUUCUCUCUUGCCAUCAGGAAGCACCACUGCAGACACUGUGGCAACAUCUUCUGUGCAGAGUGCUCUGCCAAGAACGCUCUCACACCCUCCUCCAAGAAGCCUGUGCGGGUGUGUGAGACGUGCUUCGAAGAUCUCCAGGGCUGACACCUCUCUCUCUCGGCCCCCUGGCCCCUCCAGUGACGGCAUGUCUCAUCGUUUCCUACGUGCAUUCUUACAAACUGACUUUGAGAAAUCAACACCUGUCUUUCUAUGACUUCAUGGAUCAUUGGAACCAAUCAGACCUAGUGUGCUUUGAAGAGGAGGUACCUGGUGAUGGGAUGGGAGUGCAGGACAAGGGGCCACAGUCACUGUAUGGGCCACAGUCGUUCUAGGGGCCAGUGGUCUUAGCAAGGGGGUUAGCUGGGGUCUCUGUGUCACACAAGAUAGGAACAUGAUGGAAGAAGCACAGCAGACAUGCCAGAGCUAUGGGACAGAAUGGGAAGGGCCAAAUCUGUAUAGUGCCUUUGCUGCUUAUGAGGCCGGCUGGUUGGUCAGAGGGUGGUAACGGGGAGAGCUCAACAGCACUAACCAUCUUUACUCUACAUGUCUAGCUAAGACGGCGGUCAUCUUGGUUUGGCAUCGUUAGCAUCUUUAACAUUUAGGAAGACAAGGCGGUUGACUGUAAGUGUACGUUGUGUCUAGAAGAGUUGUGAAGGCAGGUGUAAGAAAGGGGUUAAAUACCGAAUGGGUUAAGUUGUUUUAACAAAAGGAUAUAGAGUUACGUUAAAGGGUUGAAAGCAGUGGUUCUGUUUGUUUUAAGAUAAGUAUUUUGUUCACGACCAAAGAAUGUCCCAACUGGAGGAGUCCAACUGUCCUGAGAUGGUAGGAUAUGAGGCAAAACGGAAAGCCUGGAUUUUUCUUUACCUUAAUUUCUUCUCAAUUACUUUUUUAAUCUAGCCGAAAGCUUUGAGUUUUUGACUUGUAAGGUCCUACAUUUUAUCAUGAAUUCAGACAUGCUUGAACGUGGCUGGCAUUUAUAAUGUACAUCAGAUUUUUAUGAUCAUUUUUCUACAAAAUGGAAUGACGUCUUUGUUUUGCACCGUCGUUGAUCUCCUGCAAACAACAAAUGUAAACAACUACUUGUGGUGCUUCUUUUUCUCAUUGAAUGCAGACGUGAUGAGAUCCACGUGGUUGCAUGUGAUGUUUUUUGUCGCCUGUAUCCCAUUCAACAUCAUGACUACUUACUGCAGGAGCUGUGUGUGCUCUGCUUUGAAGCAAUAACUGUCUGCGUGUAUCUUGUAUGUGUGGUGUUUUAGGAAUAAUGUGUAGUGUGUGUGUAGGGUGGCAGUGUUGUCUGUCUGUACAGCACCUCUACAGCAGUGGAUUUCAACCUUUGGUCUGCGGACCACCAGGGUACUGUUUUUAUUUUUGUAUUUAUUUUUAUAAAAAUAGUUGGGAGUAUUAAAGGGGGGCUGAACUUC
This is a messenger RNA of Coregonus clupeaformis (lake whitefish), 5624 nucleotides long. Its product is annotated as early endosome antigen 1. Gene Ontology annotation, cellular component: early endosome. Bases 112 to 4308 code for a protein of 1398 amino acids. Gene Ontology annotation, molecular function: metal ion binding; 1-phosphatidylinositol binding. The transcript has 29 exons. The record is from RefSeq and is a predicted model, not a curated record. NCBI's taxonomy places the organism in Eukaryota, Metazoa, Chordata, Actinopteri, Salmoniformes, Salmonidae. Gene Ontology annotation, biological process: endocytosis.